This is a messenger RNA of Lycium ferocissimum, 2490 nucleotides long. RefSeq lists its product as uncharacterized. Gene Ontology annotation, molecular function: DNA-binding transcription factor activity; transcription cis-regulatory region binding. Gene Ontology annotation, biological process: positive regulation of DNA-templated transcription; response to stress. The record is from RefSeq and is a predicted model, not a curated record. Lineage: Eukaryota; Viridiplantae; Streptophyta; Magnoliopsida; Solanales; Solanaceae. Gene Ontology annotation, cellular component: nucleus. Bases 865 to 2286 code for a protein of 473 amino acids. The transcript has a single exon.
ACGUUUUAAUUAGUUGAAUGGUAAAUGUGUUUACUCAAAUAAAGGAUAAAAUUAAAAUUUAUAUAUAAAUAAUUGAAGGAUAAAAAGUGCAAUUAACCCUUAAGAAAGACUACUAUAUUAAGUUUCCUAUGUGAGCCAAAUUCGCCUACAUAAUUAUAAAUUGCCACUACAUAUCCUUCCGAAUAGUUACUUAGUCACCAAGGAAACCCAUAAUUGUCUUAUUACUCAUUUAUUAGAAGUACUAAAUAUAGUUAAGUCACACCUAUCAGUACACGGUACUAUCCAAAAAAAAAAACGCGUUAUUUGUACUCAUGUUGAUUUUAUUUCCCAAAAAACAAAAAAAUGAAAUGAAAUGGUUAAUCCCAAUUCGACUAGGAAAAGGAUUUGAACAAUAUAAAUACACCCACAGAACAAGAAGAACCUUCGACUAGUCCCAUUUGCAAAGCAGAAUACAAACCUUCCAAUCAGAUUUAACUUAUAAAUUAUACUUUUACGCGCAUGUCUUAAAUUCCCCAAAGGUGAUAUUUUUCCCUUAUAUUAUACUCCAUCUCUUUUAAUCUCUAAAUAAUAAUAGAAGAAACAACUGCCAACUUUGUAGUACUUAGUAUUCUCAAUUUAUUGUGUGCUAUAUUAUGUACUAUUGGCUUUAUGAUUAUCCUUAGUUUUUCUUUACAUGCUUUCUCUAACUAUUUUCCGAUUUAAGAAUUGGUUUCUUAGUCCAAUUUGCCUUGAAUCUCCAUUUUUGCAUAAAACACAAUAAUAAAACAGUCACAACAUAAGGUUAUUGUAACUAUUUGCCACUAUACAACUUUUGUUACAACUUCUCUUACAAAAAUAGCCCUUUAUAAUCUUUCUUACAUAAUUAUGGCUUCUUGUGCUAAGAGGAAACAGAAAAGAAGGCGUAAUGAAUCUGAUUCGAUCGAAGAUAUUUUGUUAAGGUGGAAAUUUUUUAACCAGGAACUUAAUUCUAGUAAUACUCAAGAUGAACAAGUGAAGAAGAAGAGAAAAUUCCCUGUUAAUAGAUCAAAAAAAGGUUGUAUGCGAGGUAAAGGCGGUCCUGAAAAUUCGGGUUGUAAAUACAGAGGUGUUAGACAGAGGACUUGGGGAAAGUGGGUGGCUGAAAUUCGCGAGCCUGUAUAUAGUAAUGGUCAGUAUAAGAGCAAUGGCAAGCGUCUUUGGCUUGGUACUUUCUCAACAGCUGGUGAAGCCGCUAUUGCUUAUGAUGAAGCUGCUAGCGUUAUGUAUGGAUCCUAUGCCAUACUCAACUUCCCGGAUUAUCGCGUACAUAAUGACUCGUUGACAUCUUCACAGGAAUCGAGUGAACAAUCGUUUGUUGAACAUGAGUAUUCAGGUGUUGAUGAUGCAAUGAACAUAGAAAUUGAGUCAGCUUUAGAUACGUUAGACGAUGGUGUGGUUGUAAAUACAGAUUUAAGUUAUGCUAAUAUAUCAGAGAUUCAUCAGGAGUGCUCCAAGGUGAAUCAAGGUUCACCUGCUUGUUGGUUGACAGAUGAGGAAUCAGAAGUUAUCCCGGAGGAGAAUUCUGAGAGAGAAUUAAGCAGUUCGAGAUUUUUUUCUAAAUCUCAAAAUUCUUGUGUUAAAGGUGAGACACAUAAUAAAGAUUUGGAACGUAUAAACUUCAACGAAGUUUCAAACAGUUUGCACGACGAGACAACAGAUGCGAUCAAGCCAACCUUCAUGUUUAGCAAGGAUGUCUUGCGACCUGAUGAAAUUUGUAAUACCGAAGACCAAGUUUUGUCACAAGAGAAUAUAUUGCAAGAAGAGCCGUUGGAUUUCAGGUCUUCUGAAAACCUGAGUGAAGAUGUUCGUAGCCAACUCAAAUACAUGGAGAUUUUGCUAUUAGAAGACAAUUAUUCAAUGAUACCUGAUAUGUUUUAUUUGACAGAGAACCAUGAUAAUCCUUACAGUUUUCAGAAGUUUUUAGAGGAAUCAUUUGAUUUCAAGCCAAUGGUGAUCCAUCAAGAGUCUGCUGAGCUAAACUAUGUGAAGAAUGAGGAGCAAUUUGAUUGUACAUGCAACCAGCAAAUUGACCUCCAGAACUCAGAAACUUAUUCCGAGAUUCAAUCAGAUGGAAUCAAUAGUAACCAGGCUGAUUGGAAGGAGCGGAACUUGGAUGCCUUCGAAUUAGAUGACUUUGGAGCAGGCAAAGUGCAAUUGUUGCAGCCAUCAAGUUCUUCAGUUAAUUGGCCACCGGAGGAUAAUAUCGGAGAUUUGUCUAUGUUCAACUCUGAUUUUGAUGUAUCAUCCUUUCUUGAUGAUAUUAGUUAGAAAAAUAAUACUGUUUCAAUUUAUCAUCCUUCUAAUUUAUUUCGAGUUGUAGUUUGCUGCAAUAGAGAAUAUAAAGUUUAUAGGUUAGAAUGCUUACCAUUCUUUUGUAACCUGAAAGCCAACUUUGUAUUGGCCAAAUAUGGUUUUCUCUCUAGAAUUCAAAUGGAAAAAAAAAAAAAAAAAAACAGAUUUUUGAUGUGGUAA